Molecule: messenger RNA, 2055 nt
Organism: Parnassius mnemosyne (clouded apollo)
Lineage: Eukaryota; Metazoa; Arthropoda; Insecta; Lepidoptera; Papilionidae
Source: the annotation of a GenBank genome assembly
AUGGCCUCAAAAAGAAACAAAUUGAGCAGAGGCAAGCCAAAAUCUUUGUUUAGAGAUGAUGAAUCUAACCACGAUCCAUAUUCUGACGAUGAUGGUGAAUAUGGUUCAGACCACAAUUACGAGCCCGCUGAUGAAGAUGAAGAUAGCAGCAGUGACUACAGUGAAAUUUUCGAUGUUCAUAGAAGUCGCUUUGAACGGAAUAGACAAAGGAUUGGGUCUGAAAGCGAGAAGUCGUAUCAUGGUUCUGCUGGCGAUCAAAGCGAUAAUGGCGAGCAGUUAGACCAGAAUUCUGUUAAUGAAAGAAACUUUGAUGAAACCGAACGUGAUUCCGACAAAAGCGAUUGUAGUAUUUUCGAUCACCAUCAAAUUCAAGUAGCAGGGAAUGAGAAAGAAAGCAGCGUUCAAAGGUAUGAAAGUCAAGAGAACAAUGCUGUUAGACAUCAUAAAGAUAACAAUGAUAUUCACUUACAACAAAAUUAUGAGCUAUCGGAAUAUAGAAAUCAACAAGUCGAAGAAGAAAUAAGAAUGAGUCUGGAGAUUAAUGAGGUGAUUGUACGUCGAGGGACUCCUCCACCAAAUGACACAAUUUGGGAAGAUACUGUCUCAAAUAUUGCUUCUAUUGACUUUAGAUCUCCAGAGAAAGGCCCGACAUUUGAAGUUCAUGAAAAUACCACAUGCGAGGAAGUAUUUGACCAUUUAUUUACCACAGAGAUGAUAGAGUAUUUGGUUGAACGAACAAAUUCCUAUGGAGCUGCUCUUACCAAAACAAAUAGGCCACAUACACGUCAUGCACGCAAUGCUGCCUUUCGAGUAACAAAUCCUGAAGAGAUGAAAAAAUUUUUAGGUCUUACUUUAUUAAAUGGUCACAUUCGUGUUCCACAACAAAGGAAACUUUUUACAUAUGACGACCCCUUGUAUUUUCACCCUGUCUUUAACUAUACAAUGUCUUGCAGAAGGUAUGUGCAAAUUUUAAGAUGUCUGUAUGUAGCUGAUUUGGGUGCGAAAGGGUCUGGAAAAAUUGAAGGUUUUAUAAACACAGUGACUCAAAAUUUUCGAAAUGUAUUCAAUCCAGGUCAAGACUUGUCUCUUGACGAGUCUUUGCUACUUUAUAGAGGACGAUUAAUAUUUCGUCAGUACAUAAAAUCAAAAAAAGCUAGGUAUGGCAUAAAGUUUUACGUUUUAACUACAGCGGAUGGAUACGUUUUAAAUAUUAUAAUGUAUAGCGGAGCAGAAAAUAUUGAAGCCAAUGAAAGGAGGACUGACAAACUGGUACUGCGUUUAAUGCGCCCAUAUCUUUUAAAAGGGCAUAACUUAUUUAUGGACAAUUACUACAAUUCAGUGACCCUUUCUGAAAAAUUACUUGACUUGAAAACACACACCAACGGCACGCUGCGUAAGACAAGAAAAGACAAUCCUAAAGAAAUUGUACAAAAGAAACUCCAAAAAGGCCAGCAUGUGUGGGCUAGGAAAGGAAAAGUCUAUGUAAGUGCCUGGAAAGAUAAAAGAGACGUCUAUAUGGUUACCACCAUGGAUCAUCCAGCGCUCAUUGAAGUCACAAACCGAUUUGGAAAAAAGAAAACUAAACCCAUAGAAGUGAACAGAUAUAACAAAUCCAUGUCCGGUGUUGAUCGCUUGGAUCAGAUGAUAAGUUAUUAUUCAUCACCAAGAAAAACUAUAAGGUGGUAUAAAAAGGUCCUAUUUCAUAUUAUGGACACCACAGUUUGGAAUUCCUUUUACAUUUAUAAAAAUUUUGUGAAAAAAGAUAAGAAGUAUGAAAUGAAUGUGCUUCAAACUGAAUCACAGCUUCAUGAAAAUAUUGAACGCAGUAAGGUAGAAACGCAGGACAACUUUUCUCAGCCAAAUUCAGGAAACCAUGGACAUUGGCCGACUCGCAUGAUGCCAUCUGCAAAUUCUAAGAAGAAGUACGCAUUUUUGACAUGUAAGCAAUGUUCGAAACAAAAGGUACGACGUGACACAAGUUACUUCUGUAAAGGUUGCAAUAAUUCUCCAGCACUUUGUCCUUCAUGUUUCGAAGAUUGGCAUAAAGAUUUGUAA